GGACAGAUCGAAAGGUCACGGGGAGCGAGAGAAACGACCGCGUCGAUUGAAAGACGGUCCGAACGCCGGGGACAACGAUUAGUCUGCGACGAGGAACGUAAUAACGUUGCACGCUUCCUGCCGCGAGGACCACGCCGGCAGGUAUCAUCAACGUCAUCGGCCGUUGCUGCACCUACAAAGAACCGGAAAGGACGAACAAGAUGUCGGGUAGCAAUGAUGACAUGCAACGAAUCGACAUCGAGAAACCCUAUUGGGACCAGAACACCUAUCGGGGAAGGGCGUUGCACUUUCUUUCGGUUACCAACCCUUUGAACCUGUUUGCAAGCAGCGGGCAGCUCGAGACUGCUCGGCAAGUCGUCACCAAGUACAGAAAAGGUAGCAGCCUGCAGCAGUUGGGUAUCACAGAGGACGAGCUAUGGAACUCCAAGUACCUUUACGACAGCGCAUUCCACCCGGACACUGGGGAGAAAAUGCUGCUGAUCGGUCGUAUGAGCGCCCAGGUGCCGAUGAACAUGAUGAUAACCGGGUGCAUGAUGACGUUCUACAAGACAACGGCACAUGUGAUUACCUGGCAGUGGGUUAACCAGUCGUUCAACGCCAUAGUCAAUUACACGAACCGCAGCGGAUCCAGCCCGAUUCCUACGAACACUAUCCUCCAGAGCUAUAUGAUUGCAACAGGAAGUGCGGUGUUGACUGCCCUAUCUCUGAAUCGAUUUUUGCGUAAUGCGUCACCACUUGUGGGUCGACUAGUCCCGUUGGCAGCGGUGGCUUCUGCCAAUGGUGUGAACAUCCCCAUCAUGAGAAUUUCGGAGCUUCGAGAUGGCAUCGAACUGCAGACGGAGGACGGCGUGAAGGUUGGCAAUAGCAGAUACACUGCUUUGAAGGCUAUUAAUGCUGUGACCUUUUCGCGAAUCCUUAUGGCUUCGCCGAGCAUGGUAUUGGCGCCUCUGGUAAUGAAUUAUUUGGACCGGCGACAAAUGUUACGCAACGCCCGAUGGGCCGCGAUGCCCAUACAGGUUGCAAUUUGUGGAGUGUGCCUAACUUUCGCCACACCCCUAUGCUGUGCAAUAUUUAUCCAACGGGUUCCCAUUUCGGUAAAGGAAUUGGAAUCGGAAGUGCAGGAGCAGAUACGCUCGAGCCAUCCGAACGUAGAAACGGUGUAUUACAAUAAAGGUCUCUGAACGACUGAAAAGACUGAUGAUGACAAUGAGAAGAGAUCGAUGGCGGGCUCGUGGUUCUUGUGAGGUCGCGAGCGACUUUAUGUGCGGAAUCCAAGGAAUUCAAGGGAGACUACGGAAAGAGUCAAUGAUUUAGAGGUAUCGUCCAGGAACGUGUGACGAUAACAAUAAAACCUGUACAAUAAAGGAUCCAUUUAUUCUA
Megalopta genalis is the source of this 1380-nucleotide messenger RNA. RefSeq names its product Sideroflexin-1-3 (gene Sfxn1-3). Gene Ontology annotation, biological process: serine import into mitochondrion; monoatomic ion transport. Gene Ontology annotation, molecular function: monoatomic ion transmembrane transporter activity. The record is from RefSeq and is a predicted model, not a curated record. Gene Ontology annotation, cellular component: mitochondrial inner membrane. NCBI's taxonomy places the organism in Eukaryota, Metazoa, Arthropoda, Insecta, Hymenoptera, Halictidae.